Molecule: messenger RNA, 3696 nt
Organism: Etheostoma spectabile (orangethroat darter)
Lineage: Eukaryota; Metazoa; Chordata; Actinopteri; Perciformes; Percidae
Product: rho family-interacting cell polarization regulator 1
Exons: 18
Coding region: 310-2454 (714 amino acids)
Source: RefSeq, a predicted model, not a curated record
CUGUAACCGGAAGUCCUUCUGGUAGCUGCUGCUAACUUGAUUGUGGACACAAAAAACUGUGAAAUCAAGGAGAGGGACAGCGCCCAGAAUAACUGUAAACCUCUGCAAACUGUGUGGAGCAUCGCCUUGGAAAUGAGACUUCGGUCAUAUUCUCCGGGGUGUCGGACAUUAAAACAGAGGACAUGUCCUUCGGUUUGUUAAAGCCACAGUGCUACACUCAACUCUCCCAGCAUGCUACAGUAGUGACAAUAUCUCUCUACACAGCAGCACUGUUUGAUCCAAGAGAAACGUGCCUUGUAAGGAAGCAGGAUGUUCACAGGCUCAACCAAACUGCCACCCACUAAAACCCCGCAGCCCGAGCGGCUGGAUGAAGUGUACGCUGCCCUACGCAGAGGCUUACAGUCAUACCUCCAGGUCCACCAGCUGGAGCUGGACAGUCUGGGUCAACAGACCAGAGAGAACAAGAGGAACGGUCGUUUGGGGUCUUUGUAUGAGUUGGAUAAGCAAGUGAAAGCCAUAGAGAGGUUUAUGCGUCGCCUGGAAUUCCACCUCAGCAAGGUUGAGGAGCUGUACGAUGCUUAUUGUAUACAGCGGCGACUGCGUGAUGGAGCAAGUAAGAUGGUGGCGGCCUUUAACUCUGCCACUGGCAGCAAAGAGGCCAGAGAGAGCCUGAGUGAAGCCAACAAGGGCUACAGGGAAUGUACAGAGCACAUGUGCUCACUUGAGAGUGAAUUAGAAAGCCAGAUGGGAGAAUUUCACGUCAAAAUGAAGGGCCUUGCUGGCUUUGCACGACUGUGUGCUGGUGAUCAGUAUGAGGUCUUAAUGCGUUACGGGCGGCAACGCUGGAGGCUAAGAGGCCGUGUAGAAGUCAAGCAGAUAUGGGACAGUGAAGAGUACAUCUUCAUGCCUCUCGUCACAGAACUGCUGUCUAUCAAGGUGACGGAGCUGAAGAGCCUGGCCAAUCACGUGGUGGUGGGCAGCGUGUCCUGUGAAAUGAUCGACCUGUUCUGCCCGCUGCCCCAGACACUCGCCGUGGAUAUCAACGACCUCGGGACAGUGAAGCUGAACUUGGAGGUCACAUGGAGUCCGUUUGAUAAGGACGACCAGACAUCCUCCACCAGUACAGUUUCCAAACGGCUGCUGUCCAAUCAGAGCCCUCCUGACACGCCAUCUAUGCGGGAGCAGGUGUUUUAUAGUGUGCCCCGAGGUUGGCCCAGACAGAGCUGCUCACUGGUGGAGACGUUCCAUGGUGUCUUGGCAGACAGGACGGCGUCCUUGCGUUGUGAAUUCAGCCGUACAACACCCAGAUUCACCUCUGUACAGUCGUCUCUGCUAAAGCGACAGGGAGAAAUGGACAACGGGACAGUCUGGUCCAACUCCUCUGAAUCCUCCGACGACUCCUCCAGUCCGGCCUUGGCUCACCCCGCUCAGAGGCUGACGGCCUCCAACGUGCUACAAACCACUCUCACCACUCCGCUUUCGUUCACGCCCCACAAGUCCAGCGCGUCGACGCCGUCGCUCUCAUCCAACCAAGAGGAGGAUGAGACAGAAGCCGGGGAGGUUUUCUGUCAGACGGACGCGGUUCUCAACGGCCAUCUGCAGACUUCCUGCUCUCGUGGUCCAGACUGUACUGUGACUGAUAGAGCGUCUGUCCAAUCAGCCGACCUGUCUGAAAGCUCAGCAGACCUGAACUGCUCAUGCCCAGAUGUUUCCUCUGUACCUCCUGUGUUGCUAAUGGAGACACUGGAUUUGUCUGAAAGUGCCGUCCCACAAGUGUGUAUUUCAGCGGUGGAGGCAAAAGACGACGGAUGUGAGGACUUGUCAGUGCACGCUGGACAGACUGAAGCAGAAAUAGAGGACAGCAUCACUGAGGCAGGAGAGGGACGCCAGGUAGAAGCAUCAGAGAAACGCAGUGAGCCAUAUCAGUUCGUCCAGGAGUCAAAACAAAUGGAAGCCGCUCCGUCGGUUCCUUUUCCUACUUCUUCUAGUUUCACUCUGGAAGUCGAAACAGCCCUCGAAAGUUUUGACUUUCUCAAUUGCUCUGACCUCGAGGAAGAUGAGGAGGAAGAGGAAAACAAGGAAAAGGAAGACAAAGGAGAAAAGGAUGAUGGGCAACAUGAAGACAACCAAAACAACAUGGAGGAAGUUAAAAUGGAGGAAGAUGAAAAAAAUGAAGAGAACUUUUACUCUGGAGGAAGUGAUGAGGAGGAGGCAGACGGUCUACAGAUACUUAUGGAAGCCCCAGAAGGAUUCAGGAAUUCUGAUGAAGAUUGUUUCUCUGAAUCACAGGAGUCAAGCGUGGAAGACGUGCAGGAUUUGUGUCAGAUGGAGAUGCCCGAGGAGAAGGAGGAGCACAGCACGGAAAAGGGAGAUGAACAACACGGAGAGGACACGUCACAUGGUCAGGAGGAGCGUCCCUCUACUCCCACCCAUUUGGCCACCACUGUCUUCUAAUAACACAGUGGAAGCAUAGCUAUACCAUUUCUCCCCAUCUGAUCUACUCAUGCCAUCACCCUGUUACAGUGCAGGAUCGGAGGCCUUGAGGAUGUUCCACUUACUGCUCAGACAAACAAACUCUUCCCUUAUGGCUGAGUUUGUGCACAGAUUUGCCUUGUCCUGACCAAGAACGAUAAACCUGAAGGUUUCUGCGCCUCAGUCAUGACUGAAAGUCCCCCCCCCCCUCCCUUUCAAACUCCUCAUUCUUUCAACACAUCACGUUGCCUGAGUUGAAGUGGGACACCACUUAGUUUACACUUUCAUAAACUGUUCCUGUCAUGUGAAAAUUUAAUGUCCAAAACAUUUCAGGAACAGCUAAAAGCGGCCUUGUUUGUGACUUUAUUACAGUGCAUUUUUGAAGUUAUCUAAAAAAUGUUUAAAUGGUUUUAUAAGUUCAAGUUGAUGAUUUCUUCAAUCUAUAGAGAAGCAUACAAUCACUUGCUGAGUUCAUUGAAAGGUUUUCAAAACUAUCAGUGUUUGUGGAUAUGAAAACUAUAGAAGUUACGAUUUUCAGUGUUAAAUCAGUGUACAGCCUAGAGCUCUUUUCACCGUUAGUGAGAGAGGAAAAGACAAAUCUACUCUGGAAACCAACAGGAUCUUUUCAUUUUAGUCAUCAGAGACUGUUAAUUAUUAAAAAAAAACACAAAGUAUAGACAUUCAACAUUCAGCCUUCAAAGCAACAACAAGGAACACAUAUAAAAGGAGUAAUAUUGUGACUGAAUCCAAACAAUUAAGGAGUUUGGAGUUUCUCCUAAAAACUAAUUUUGGUUGAACAUGAAAACAAUCUGCAGUGUAAACUAUAUUUAAACCUGCAUGUGAAGCUGCCUCACACUGCCAGCAUGUCUGUAUAAAAAGCUCAACUGAUCAGUUUAAGUGUGUAAGCUAGGGAGCCAUCGGGUCUGUCGCUGUGUACAAAAGUCGCCUCGUGGGGGUGCUAUAGUCUUUCAGCCUCAUGCUUUACAUUGUUCUACAAAGCCUCUCAUUCAGAAAGUGCCUCAAGUGACAGAAAUGUAAGGUUGUAAAUGCCACAGACAGGAGAGAUCAGGCAAAAGAUAACAGUGUUUAUUUUCUGAAUUACUUAAAGAGUGUGCACAAUAAGAGAUAUUUACUGUUUCAUAUAAAGAAUUGUAUAUGUCUUGAAAUGUUAAAAUGUUUAUGUUCAGAAAUGUUUAAACUUUAUAAAGGUUUCUUUAAAAUGAA